Molecule: messenger RNA, 1349 nt
Organism: Oncorhynchus keta (chum salmon)
Lineage: Eukaryota; Metazoa; Chordata; Actinopteri; Salmoniformes; Salmonidae
Product: GDNF family receptor alpha-4-like
Exons: 8
Biological process (GO): nervous system development
Cellular component (GO): external side of plasma membrane; signaling receptor complex
Molecular function (GO): signaling receptor activity
Source: RefSeq, a predicted model, not a curated record
UCAAUUUCUGUGAUUGGACCCCUGGUUUUAAUGUCUAUGGAUUGGAUUCAUCCGCAAAUGUCUCACACUCCGUGCGCAGGUGGACGAACGGGGACCGGACUAGCGAGCGAGCAUGGGGAGAGAACUCAACCGUUACAGGACAGGAAGAGCCGCUCAAAUAGAAAUAGAGGACAUUUUCAAGCUGUCAUAAGCCGCAAGUAUCUACCCUAACGGGGGAAUCACCGCAGAACAACAGACGUGGUUUUUAAUAUCUUCCUCCGGUGACAAUUUCAACAUCGAGAAGGCAUUCAUCUCGGCGUACAUCAAACUACACUCACGAUUCCGACAGUUAAAAUUAAUGUCGCCUUCCAGAAUGGACUUCGUAUGCCUUUACUUUCUCCAGAUGGUCCUUAUUGGGCUACCCCUAUUUGUGUCUGCGGGGAGGGACAGAGACUGUCUACAGGCUGGGGACACCUGCUCCAGUGAUGACGCGUGCAGCCCUCGUCUGCGGACGCUGAGACAGUGUGUGGCGGGGGACGGCAGUGUGAAGCUGGGCCCUGGGGCCAGGAACCAGUGUGAGAACGCAGUCACGGCCCUGCUGUCCUCCCCGCUGCACGGCUGCCAGUGUAAACGAGGCAUGAAGAGAGAGAAGAACUGCCUCAGUAUCUAUUGGAGCCUGCACCAGUCUGUCCUGCAUGGACUGAGUCUGGUGGAGAGUUACCCGUACGAACCAGAGGAGAGGGGCUUCGACUACGUACGCCUGGCCUCCAUCGCUGCAGUAGAUGAGGUGGGCAUAACGACGGUGAACCGUUGUCUGGACGCGGCGAAGGCGUGUAACGUGGACGAGACGUGUCAGAAGCUCCGUACGGAAUACGUCUCGGCCUGCAUCCAGCCGUCGGCCCACUCAGGCCCCUGUAACAGAGCCAGGUGUAACAAGGCUCUCAGGAAGUUCUUCGACCGGGUCCCUCCUGACUACACCCACCAGCUGCUGUUCUGCCCCUGCACAGACAUGGCGUGCGCUGAGAGACGGAGACAGACCAUCAUACCAGCCUGCUCCUACGAGGACCAAGACAAACCCAACUGUCUGGCUGCACUGCGCAUCUGUAGGAACGACUACGUAUGCAGGUCCCGCUGGGCCCAGUUCCAGUAUGACUGCCAGCCCUCAGAGCACGUUGCCAGCGGUUGCAAGCAGGACAACUACGCAGUCUGUCUCCUUGCCUAUACCGGCCUCAUAGGCAGUACGAUAACGCCUAACUACCUGGAUAACUCGACGUCUAAUGUGGGUCCGUGGUGUUCGUGCUCUGCCUCUGGGAACCACCGGGAGCAGUGCGAUGACUUCCUGGAAUAUUUCCAUGACAACAUCUGCCUGA